Messenger RNA from Kickxella alabastrina, 532 nucleotides. RefSeq lists its product as uncharacterized. The transcript is spliced from 2 exons. NCBI's taxonomy places the organism in Eukaryota, Fungi, Kickxellomycota, Kickxellomycetes, Kickxellales, Kickxellaceae. Bases 171 to 467 code for a protein of 98 amino acids. The record is from RefSeq and is a predicted model, not a curated record.
CAGAUCAUAAUUUAUUUAUUUUUUCUCUACUUUUUCUGCUUUCAGUUCUUUUCCCUUUCCACUCAUUUUAUUUAUAUAAUAAUUAUCAACCUUUCUUUCGCUCUUUUUGUUUGUCUUUUCUUGUUUAAUAUUCAUACACACACAUUAUAUUAUAUUAUAGAUUUUUUACAAUGGGAAGGUCUGCUCGUUCAAAGUCCAUGAUUAGGAACCGCAAUGUUAUGCGCGAAAAAGUGUUUGGCCCUGUCGAGGCAGCACGCAUCCAGCGGUUGGCCGAGAAGCAAAGAGUGACCACCGGCACUGUUGACAUUCUGGCUGCCGGCGAUGAUGAAGAGGCAGCGGCAAUCAAGGCAAAGAACAAGAUUUCCAUCGAGGGUGGUACCAAGAUCUCGUCGAUUGUGCGCAAUAAGAAGGGCCGCGUGUUGUCCAGGAAAUGCGCAAAGUGGACUGCCCAGAAGCGGUUCAAGUAAAAAUUUUGUUUUCUUUCUAUUAUAUUCAUUCCAUAUAUGACUAAAAAAUAUAUAUUUACACGAUA